UCGUAUCAUUUGCUCAUUUUUCUCUUCGCUCUUCGCCCGGUCGGACCGUCUACGGGCCCCGAUUCGCGCGCGGACCGCCGGACCGUGAUGACCGAUCAGUCUCAGGCCGCCCAGGGGCAAAAUGCCAAGGAAGUGCCUGAACUGCCCAAACCCGAGAUGCACAUUGUAGACAUGAGCAAGGCCGAGGUGGACUUUGCCAUCGAAGUCGCCAAGAAAGGCAUCAUCUCGCUCUUCAAGAACGAGCGCCGGUCGUUUUGCGAGGUGGCGCAGUUCAUCAAGAAAGAGUUUGACAAGACCUUCAGUGGCGCGUGGCAUGUCUUCGUUGGUAAACACUUUGGAGCUUGGGUGACCUACGAGGCGCACAAGUUGGUCUACUUCCACAUUGGCCAGGCCGGCUUCAUGAUCUACAAGCAUGGCUGAGUGAUGCUGAGUGCGAAAGUGCGCACAGUCCGACAUGCCAAGCUUGACAGAAUGAGGAAUGUGAUGGUGUCGAUGAUAUGACCGUGU
Messenger RNA from Durusdinium trenchii, 507 nucleotides. NCBI's taxonomy places the organism in Eukaryota, Dinophyceae, Suessiales, Symbiodiniaceae. The record is from the annotation of a GenBank genome assembly.